AUGUUAGAAACAGAAUUAUUUUUGAGUAGUAGAGUUUAUAAGAAAGAAAACUCCAAUAUCUCAUAUCAAUGUAUAAUCAAUCAUCAAGAUGACGAAAAAUAUGUAAUAUUGGAAUUAUUACCAAAUCAAAAAACAGAUGGUAAUGGAAAAGAACUUCCAAAUCUUGAAAAAAGAUAUGUAUUUGCAUCAACUGACACAGAGGCAUAUCACAGUGGUCAAAAAGAUUGGUAUGUUUCUAACACUAGAGAAUUAAAUAAAAACGCAUUCAGGUCACCAAAAUGUUUGGGUGGUGGUAUUUGUACAAUAGAUCAUCAAAAUAAAAAAAUAAAAACCUAUGGCACAUCCUAUGGCUAUGGCGAUCCACCAUUAGAUAUUCUCACCGAUAUUUUAAACACAUGCUUCCCAGAUUAUGAUUUAGACAUUAACAUUACAUCAGAAGUUAGGGAGUUAGUUAAACCAAAACAUAAUAGAUAUUAA
Molecule: messenger RNA, 477 nt
Organism: Dictyostelium purpureum
Lineage: Eukaryota; Evosea; Eumycetozoa; Dictyosteliales; Dictyosteliaceae
Exons: 1
Coding region: 1-477 (158 amino acids)
Biological process (GO): peptidyl-histidine dephosphorylation
Cellular component (GO): cytosol
Molecular function (GO): protein histidine phosphatase activity
Source: RefSeq, a predicted model, not a curated record